AUGAUUCAUUUAGUGUUUAUAAGUGCCUUAUUGGUAGAAGUCCGGAGUUUCUCCGAGUUGCAUCCGAAUUUGAGAAUUGUUGGAGGCACGGAAGUAUCUAUUGAAGACGUUCCUUAUCAAGUGUCCUUGCAUGUGUCAGGAGAACAUUUUUGUGGUGGUUCGGUUAUCGGUAGGAAACAUAUCCUAACAGCUGGUCAUUGUGCAAUAGGCAAUUUUGAAGCGGAAAUUCCACUUAAACAAGCUGUCUUUAUUUUCAGGGCUUUUAAAAGCGUCAGUGAAUUAACCAUUUUAACAGAAACCGAUAUCAAAACUAAAGGAGUUGAGAGUACAGCUAUAAAUUGUUUUGUUCAUCCGAAUUUCGAUAUGGAAGGUGAUUAUGAUAUUGCGAUUAUCGAAUUGGAAGAACGAUUGGAUUUCAACGAAAAAUGUCAACCAAUUGCAUUACCGCGAGCAAGUGAAGAAGUCUGUAAUAAUGCUUUAAUGUUAGCUUCUGGUUUUGGUAAUCUUGGUUUUAAUAUAACAAAUGAUAGUGGAACACUUAGAGCCGUUGCCGUGCCUAAACUUGAAGAUGGUAGAUGCUUUGAAACCUACUACCAUUUAGGUGGUAUCACAGCAAGGAUGUUUUGUGCUGGUUUCGAAGAAGGUGGAAAGGGUGUUUGCAUGGGGGAUUCUGGAGGACCUCUAGUUAGGAAUGGAAUACAAUACGGUGUUGUAUCUUGGGGAAUGUCCUGCGGUGAGGCUCACUUUCCAGCAGUUUAUACCCGUAUUGCAUCACCACCAAUUCGGGAUUGGAUUAAAACCACUGUUAAUAUUUAA
Messenger RNA from Phlebotomus papatasi, 816 nucleotides. RefSeq names its product trypsin 5G1-like. The record is from RefSeq and is a predicted model, not a curated record. Lineage: Eukaryota; Metazoa; Arthropoda; Insecta; Diptera; Psychodidae. Gene Ontology annotation, molecular function: serine-type endopeptidase activity. The transcript has 3 exons. Gene Ontology annotation, biological process: proteolysis. Bases 1 to 816 code for a protein of 271 amino acids.